Octopus sinensis (East Asian common octopus) is the source of this 693-nucleotide messenger RNA. Its product is annotated as acyl-protein thioesterase 1. Gene Ontology annotation, biological process: protein depalmitoylation. NCBI's taxonomy places the organism in Eukaryota, Metazoa, Mollusca, Cephalopoda, Octopoda, Octopodidae. The transcript is spliced from 6 exons. The record is from RefSeq and is a predicted model, not a curated record. The annotation marks the transcript as partial. Gene Ontology annotation, molecular function: palmitoyl-(protein) hydrolase activity; carboxylic ester hydrolase activity. Gene Ontology annotation, cellular component: cytoplasm.
AUUAUUAUUGAAUUUGUCUUUUUCAGCCAUGGCUGGGCGGAUCAGAUGCGGGCUUUCCAUUUUAAACAUAUCAAAUGUGUAUGCCCCACAGCACCCAUACAACCUGUAUCACUAAACGGUGGUAUGAGGAUGACCUCUUGGUUCGACAUUCUUGGUUUGGGACCUGAGUGUCCAGAAGAUGAAUCUGGAAUAAAAUCGGCAUCAUUGAAAUUGAAGGACCUAAUUGACAAAGAAGAAUCAAAUGGUAUACCCAGCAACAAAGUCAUAAUCGGAGGAUUUUCGCAAGGAGGGGCUGUAGCCCUUUACACAGCAUUUACAUUGACAAAACCCCUUGCUGGUGUCUUGGCCCUUAGUUCUUGGCUUCCGCUUAAUAAACAGUUCCCAGAGGUAGUGGUAGGCAAUAAGAACACUCCAUUGUUUCUGUGUCACGGUACAGCAGACCCCCUGGUUCCAUGCCAUUGGGGUCAUCUUACUUACCAACUGAUCAAGUCCUUUGAUCCAAAUGCAAAAUUCAAGACAUACGAAGGAAUGCCGCAUUCUUCAUGUAAAAGGGAAAUGGAUGAUGUGAAGAAGUAUAUUAUGGAAACGCUGGGGCUGGAACCCUGAACCUGUAGGACACUGGAAUGGAUGUUUUUUUGUUUUUUUUUUUUUUGUUGUUACUAAGAAAACAAAAGUGGAAAAAAAAAACCCCAA